AGCACUCGAGUGACCGCACCAUUUUUUGUCUCAGAAAGAAUCCAGCGAUGGCGGAAAUCAAAGCCGAUUCAGCUCUCCGGCACACUCUUGUCGUUUCAGAGCCGGGCGUUUCCGACGAGAAGCCGCCCAAGCCAAAGCGCGUCGCCUCGCUCGAUAUCUUCCGUGGUCUUACUGUUGGGCUAAUGAUCUUGGUAGAUGACGCGGGCGGCCAAUGGCCUGUGAUUGGUCAUGCGCCAUGGAAUGGGUGCAACCUUGCUGAUUUUGUAAUGCCCUUCUUUUUGUUCAUUGUGGGGAUGGCCAUUCCACUAGCUCUCAAGAGAAUACCAAAUAGACUUCUUGCUGUGAAAAAGGUGCUAACGAGGACAUUCAAACUCCUCUUCUGGGGUCUGCUUUUACAAGGUGGUUUCUCACAUGCUCCGGACAAUCUAUCAUAUGGAGUUGACAUGAGACGCAUAAGAUGGUGUGGCAUUCUUCAGAGAAUUGCCCUAGCAUAUUUGAUUGUAGCGCUGGUGGAAAUAUAUUCGAAGAGUGAACAAACUGAAGAUCAGGCAACCACCCAACUUUCAUUAUUCGAAUUAUACUAUUGGCACUGGUUGGUGGCAGCAUGCAUACUUAUUGUGUACAUGGCUUUACUUUAUGGAAUAUUUGUCCCAGACUGGAAAUUCACUGUCCAAAACCCUGACAGCGUUUAUUACGGCAAAACUUUAAGGGUAGUCUGUGGCGUUAGAGGAAAACUAGAUCCCCCUUGCAACGCUGUGGGAUAUAUUGACAGAGAAGUGCUCGGAAUUAAUCACAUGUACAUGCGUCCAGCUUGGAGGAGGUCUGAAGCUUGUAAUGAGAAUUCCCCAUAUGAGGGGCCUUUCAAAAGAAGUGCUCCUUCCUGGUGUUAUGCUUCUUUUGAGCCGGAAGGAAUCCUAAGCUCAAUAUCUGCUGUUCUGUCCACAGUUAUCGGAUUGCAUUUUGGACAUGUACUAGUACACUUGCAGGAUCAUGCUUCUAGGCUAAAGCACUGGCUUCUUAUGGGCUUGGCUCUCCUUAUUUCUGGACUCAUUCUUCACUUCACUCAUGCCAUUCCUCUAAAUAAACAGUUAUACACGCUCAGUUAUGUUUGUGUAACAUCUGGAGCUGCAGCAUUAGUUUUCUCUGCCUUCUAUAUUGUGGUCGAUAUUUGGGGUUUGAAAUGCUUCUUCUUGCCUUUCAAAUGGAUUGGUAUGAACGCCAUGCUUGUCUAUGUUAUGGCGGCUGAAGGAAUCUUUGCGGCAUUUAUUAAUGGGUGGUAUUAUGAUGAUCCUCACAAUACGCUGAUAUAUUGGAUCCAAAAGCACGUCUUCAUCAAAGUAUGGCACUCCAUGAGAGUGGGCAUUCUGCUCUAUGUUAUAUUUGCAGAGAUUCUAUUCUGGGCUGUCGUUGCUGGCAUUUUUCACCGACUGGGUGUUUAUUGGAAGCUUUGAAUUUUAUAUUGGUGUGAUUUAAUUUUCACUCAGAAUGCUGCUGUAUUCAGUAGAUCCGUGAACCCCUGAUGCAUCAUAACCGCACUCGUUCCAUGUGACUAUGCUUUAGAAAGAAUAUAGAAGUUGUGACGCUUUGGUCAGUGUGGUUUUUUUUUCUUCUCUUUAAGUAAAUGACAACUAAAAUGUUUGAGUUGAAAAA
Molecule: messenger RNA, 1650 nt
Organism: Neltuma alba
Lineage: Eukaryota; Viridiplantae; Streptophyta; Magnoliopsida; Fabales; Fabaceae
Product: heparan-alpha-glucosaminide N-acetyltransferase
Exons: 13
Coding region: 48-1451 (467 amino acids)
Source: RefSeq, a predicted model, not a curated record